Molecule: messenger RNA, 2477 nt
Organism: Hyaena hyaena (striped hyena)
Lineage: Eukaryota; Metazoa; Chordata; Mammalia; Carnivora; Hyaenidae
Gene: CTSC
Product: cathepsin C
Exons: 4
Coding region: 211-624 (137 amino acids)
Cellular component (GO): lysosome
Molecular function (GO): cysteine-type endopeptidase activity
Source: RefSeq, a predicted model, not a curated record
GUACCUGCUGGGCGGGACUGCUCCCGAGCGCCCUCCCCCACGCCCCCCCCCCACCCGGGGCGCGAGGCCCCGACCCCGCCCCUUGCUGGCGGCGGGUUUCCGGCAGCUCUGGCUAUUAUAAGAAGCGCGCUGCGCGGAUCGCUUAGCUCUCAGUGUUCUGCUCUGCGGCGACAACUUUGUCUUCCUCCUUCCCUCUGGGGCCCCGCCAGCAUGGGCCCCCGGCUCCCCUCGCCGCUCGCCGCCGUCCUGCUGCUCUUGGCCGGCGUCGGCCCCGCGCACUGCGACACACCUGCCAACUGCACCUACCCUGAGCUGCUGGGCACCUGGGUCUUCCAGGUGGGCCCCGCUGUUUCUCAGCGCGACGUCAACUGCUCGGUUAUGGGCCCACCAGAAAAAAAAGUAGUGGUGCACCUUAAGAAGUUGGAUACAGCAUAUGAUGAUUUUGGCAAUGCCGGCCACUUUACCAUCAUUUACAAUCAAGGCUUUGAGAUUGUGUUGAAUGACUACAAGUGGUUUGCCUUUUUUAAGGAUGUCACUGAUUUUAUCAGUCAGUUGUUCAUGCAGCUGGGAACUGUGAGGGUUCAUGAUUUGAGACAUCUGAGGAACAAACUGGUUAUUAAAUAGAGCAUCUGUUGAGGGGAUCUUUUAAAACCACAGCCAAAAACAGACUGGGGCUAAGAGGCAGAGCAGCACGCAGCCGCGGACCUUCUUCCCUCUAACAGCUAGCUGAGGCCUCUAGCAGCUACAUUCCCCUUCUGGAGUCUUUCUGUGCAUGUAAAAUGCUGAGGAGUCCUGGUGACCAGACCUACCUCCAAGGCAGCUGCCCUCCUGAACCAUUUCCUUGGAAAGCAGCAACCGCCAUUUUGAAAUGUGAACAACCAGAGACUACAAAGGGAAAAGAAAGACAUCUGGAAGUCUUAGGUGGCCUCACCAUUCAGUCUUGGAAUAAAAGGAACAAUAUGCAACUGAAGUUUUUCCUUUUUGAAUAUUCUUCUAUUGAAGUGAUUUUUCCAGACUCAUUAGGAUUUGAAUUUUGUGUUGUAUUUUGUUCAUAGUGCAAGUUUUAUUCCCAGUUAAAUUAUCUUCUUGUGUGCAUUCCUUUCUUUAAUUAUCUUGAGGAACCAUAGGACCCAUUGUAAGAAGAAAUUCAUGCUUCAGAAUAUCUUGAGAUGCAUGGAUCUAAUUGGUGGAAAGAUAGUUCUACAGAGGACAUGUUAGGGGGGCAGGCUUUCUGAGAUGAGUCUAACUACUUAACGGGUAUCUCUGUAGCUCAUAGGCCUGCAGUACCCUGGCCAGAAAGAUGGGGUGAUUAAUACAUUUUUUGGUCAGUUUUUUUUUAAUUAGGUGCCAGUUUUGUAUAAAGAACUUGAUAUAUAUUACCUUACAAGAAUCUUAUGAAGUAGAUAUUAUGAGCUUCAUUUUACAGAUAGGAAAAAUUAGUCUCUGACUGUGCAUCUAAUUGUAAAAUGGCAAGGGCUAGUCUUUCAAGCCUACGACCUCCCUGGGGCUAAAGAGUAAAUAUAAAUCAUGGUACCUGGAGUGACAUUUCAGUGGAUUUUCUGGAGACACCCACUUAAUAAGCAUUAUGAAUGUUAGUUUAAUGGAAUGAAGUAGGCAUUGCAUUGGCUCCUCUUGAACAGUUUACAACUUAGAUUUCCUCACCAAAUGAGGCUAUUCUUUCUUUUCAAAACCAGGGUCCUUUCAUUCAAGACAAAAACUUAGCUUUUUUCCUUUUGUAUUCUAACAAAUUGGAAGGAAGGUUCUGAAACCGUCAUAUUAAGUAGCAUUGCCUAGUUGACUUCUCUUAAUUAAACUGUUGUUCUCCCUGAUUGCUAUCUUUUAACUCUUGCCUACUAAACAGUGGACUAGUUUCCUGCUCCAUUAUUCAGAACUAAUGAAUAUCAGCCUUGGUAAACUGAAAAUGUGAAACCACACCUAGUCCCUAUUUUCUGGGAGGUCUUUUGUCCUGUAUCUUUGCUUGAAUGGAAGAAUCUCUAGAUACCAGAUUUUUAUCAUUUUAUUGGCUCAGAGAACUUUUUGUGACCUCUUAGUGGCACUAGUCUGCUAUUCUGGAAAGGUUAUCUCAGAAAGGUGAAGUAACUGUAUACCCAACUACUUCUGCCUGGGUACCCUUCCAUCCUACCUCUGUACCUGAUAAUUCAUUACUCAGGACUUUGAUGUCCCCUCCAUGAGACCCUUCCCUGCUCUCUCCAUUGGUAGGAGAACUGCCAUAGUUUUGGUUCACAUUGUGCUUGCAGUUUUCUGCUCCUGUAAUUCUACACUAACUGCUGUAAUGGAGAGAUUUGAUAGCACAUCUUCCAGAAUGAAAAGCUGUAUGUCACCCUGUGUAUCUUCAGAACCUGAUCACAUUGAACUUUAUAAGUGUUUGGAAAAUUGAGCACACUUCUCUUGUCUUUUCAAAGAAUUUUCACAGGUAAUAUCAGCUUACAAAGAUUUAAUUCUUUUGGAUUCUAGAA